Molecule: messenger RNA, 537 nt
Organism: Echinostoma caproni
Lineage: Eukaryota; Metazoa; Platyhelminthes; Trematoda; Plagiorchiida; Echinostomatidae
Source: the annotation of a GenBank genome assembly
AUGCCAAAGUUGUUCCGACCAAAGUUGACUCACGUCACAGCCAAAACAACAAGUCAACCAACUGAGGUAAAAGUCCCCAAUGCAGAAAGUGGCACACACAGUACAUCUACGGAUAAAUCGGAUGGUAUCCCCGAAAAAAAUUGCGAUCCGAUCCCCCUUGUUCCUCAGGACUACGUAUCAGAGGCAACUCCUGCACCAACUCCGGUUCCGACAAGUGUAAAACCGGUUGAAUCGUCUGUCGGGGUUGUUUCAAAAUCUCCUCGGCGUACAACAAUUGUUUCACCUAAGAGCUCUUUUGAUCCUUCCACUGUGGAUAUUGAUCAACCCACCGUUACCAAACAGAAGCGGAAGUCACGGACUGAGAAACCACCAGACCGACCUGUGGUGGAAUUAUUCAAACCGAAAAAGCCUCGUGUGUCCACUCCAAAACAGUCAUUGGAAGAUGCUCCACGCCCAGAUGAGCCACUGGAUCGUACAACUGUAUCGUUACGUUCAUUACUUCAUUGGGUCCCGACGAAUAAACCGCCACCGUCGUAA